Molecule: messenger RNA, 5513 nt
Organism: Effrenium voratum
Lineage: Eukaryota; Dinophyceae; Suessiales; Symbiodiniaceae
Source: the annotation of a GenBank genome assembly
CCAGGGGGGAUGGGUUGGGCGCCCUAUGGGUGCCAGCCCACCCCAAACUAGGGAUGAUACUAAAUGUAGCUUUGCUGCUGUCUUGGCUGCAGCUCAUCGCUGGGCGAAAGCUGGGCUUCCUGACAGCGCAGCAACAGGGCUUUGGCGGGGAGACAGGUCGCCUGGCGCACCUGACUUUCAAGCUCAAGGCCGUGCAGUUCAAGAAUCCCAACACUAGGUAUGGCGAGCUUGGGCGCCUACAAAUUCUCACGUCUACUGGGACGUGCCUGACAUGUGAGGACUCCUCAGUUUGCAGCUCACCCAACGAGCCGGAGAGCCAGGAGUAUCUGGUCGAGGCUGCCUGUUCGAGCAAGUUCGUCUUCGGCAAGAAGUUUAGCUGGAAGGUGCAAGCAGAUUCCAACGCCAGUGACAUCGUCGUGGAGAUCCCGCUCAAGGCGGUGAACCAUGAGCAGCACUUCAAGGCGGAGAUCACCACGGCGGUCCAGGGCUCUGGGAGCAACGACCUGGAGCACCAGGGCAGGCAAGUCACGCAGUGGAGCAUGACGAGCGUGAUCUCAUCGGCAGCGGGCGUGGCCUGGGCAAAAGUGCCGGUGGUCGUCACUGGCGACUUCUCCAAGGCGGUGGCCAAGCCGGCCACCAUGGACUUGCCCAAGGAUGCCGAAGACCUCUUCGAGGACACCUGCGCGCAGCCACCGAGCAUCACCAACUACACUGUGUCGGAGCACAUGCUCCGCAAGAAAAACUUCAAAGUGGAUGCCGCGUGCACGAAGUUCUUCCAAGGCAAGCCCAAGGUGGAGCCCUGCGACGGGGACGGGCUGCCCUACAAGCUCUCCGGUUGCCUCCCGGAGGUUUGCGCCAAGCCCACGGGUGACGAUUUGUACAAGUUCGCGCUGGCAGACGUGAACUUGGAGAGGCGCUCCUUCACGGUGGACGGGCGGUGCAAGUACGGCUUCGCGGGCACGGUCAGCAUCGAGCUGUGCGCAGCCCACGGCGAGCCGUACAAGGUCAGUGGCUGCGUAGGCACAACCACUACCACCAGCACAACCACCACCACUGCCACCACAACAACGACUGUGACUGAGACAACAACUACAACAUUGACCAGCACAAGCACUUCGACCACCACCAUCACCACAACGACAACGGAAACUGAGACAACCACGUCAACGACGACUAUCACAACUGUAACGACGACGACAGAAACCACGACCAGCACUACAACAACAACGACCACAUCUACAACAACGAGCACCAUUACAACUACAACCACUACUACUAGCACAACUACAGUCACUGAAACAUCUACGAGUACAGUGACAGAAACGACCACCUCCACGUCAACAAGCACAAUCACAAGCACCACAACAGUUGUCACCACAACAGUAAAAGUUACCAGCACCAUCACCACUACCACAACAACCACAUCUACGACCACCAACACCGUGGUGACCACAACCACGAUCACCGAAACUGAGACCAGCACGUCGACAACUACCUUGACCGCUACCAGCACAACCACCACAACCAGCACCACCACGACCACCACUACCACCACUACAACUAGCACCACCACUGAAACGGAGACAACAACCACGACUUCAACUGUGACAACAACAACUACCUCCACUGUGACUACGACCACAGUGACUGAGACAGUUACGGGGACAACAACAACUACCUCCACCACCACUGAGACUUUAACCAGUACGACAACUACUGCUACAAGCACGACGACAAUUACCACAACAACAACUACAACGACCUCAACCUCAACUACAACCACGAGCACGUCUACAACUACCAUAACUACGACAACAACGACCAGCACCAGCACCAUUACUACCACAACAACGACCGUAACUGGAACUACCACUAUCACUAGCACUACCACCAUCACAUCAACAACAACAACCACGACAACCACGACAACCACGACAACGUCCACGACAACAACAACUGAAACCACAACAACCACCACGACAUCAACCACUACGUCAACUAGCACCUCCACCACAACCAGCACAGUGACAACGACGUCAACGACUACCACCACCACUGAGACAGGCACAUCCACCACCACCACUACCACUACCACGACUUCCACCACAACUACCACCACUGAGACAAGUACCAGUACCACAACGUUAACGGCAACAUCUACCACCACAACCACCACCACCACAACAUCCACCACCACGACUUCCACAACAACGACUACAAGCACAUUUACUGAGACCACCACCACAACAACAACGAGCACGAUCACAACUACUACCAUCACUGAAACAACCACCACUACCACCACCUCAACAACUACUACCGUGACAGUGACCUCCACAACCACAACAACCGAGACAAUCACUUCGACCACAAUCACCAGUACAACGACCACCACCAGCACGCAGACGUCAACCACAACUACAACCACUACAUCGACGAGCACCUCCACAUCAACCACGACGAGCACCUCCACCAGUACGACCACGACAACAACCACCAGCACCUCGACGACCACCACCACCAGCACUGAAACGAUCACCACCACAACCACAGCCACAACUACUGUCACCACAACUACCUCCACCUCAACCACUACCGUGACCAGUGCCGACUGCUGGCCGCCAUCAGAUGUGACUGGCUAUGAGCUGACAGAGACGUCGAUGCACAUCGACAACUUCGAUGUGAAAGCUAGCUGCAAGCCCGGGUACCUGGGCGCUGCGAAGGUCCAGCCCUGCAGCGCGCCGGGCGAGGCCUUCAAGCUCAGCGGCUGCGACUGGGGAAACAUCUGCAUGGCUCCGGACUCUGUCAGCGGGUACCUUCUAGAGGAGGUCAGCCUAGCUGCCGACAACUUCGACGUGAAGGCCAGCUGCGCCAAAGGCUUCUCGGGCUCGGCGAAGGUCGCGGCGUGCAGCAAGCAAGAUGGGCGCUACCAAUUGAGCGGCUGCAUCAUGGCGGUGUGUACUGGCCCUGGAGUGAGGGGCUACGUCGUCACCGAGACCAAGCUCAUGAUGGGCGACUUUCAGGUAACGGCCAGCUGCGCGCCCGCGUUCUCCGGCACCGCGGUGGUCACGGAGUGCACGGGGGCCCUGCAGCCCUACACCUUAAACGGCUGCACCGCGGCGCCCCUGUGCAUGGCGCCCAAGAGCUUGCUGGGCUACCAGGUCCUGGAGACGCAGCUGCUGCGCGCGAACUUCGAAGUGACGGCUACUUGCGCAGACAAUUACGUGGGCACCGCGUCAGUGACCGAGUGCGUGGAAGAUUUGGGCGUUUACACGCUGUCUGGCUGUGAAGAGAAGAUUACCUGCGCGUCGCCUGACUCCACAGAUGGCUACGAUGUCACGGAGAAGAACAAGGUGGCCCAGGAGUUUGACGUGGCGGUGCAAUGUGCUCGUGGCUAUGAGGGUACCGCUGUGGUCACCAAGUGCUCCCAGACUGGCGAGAAGUACCAGUUGAGUGGCUGCAAAUACAGCACCACAACCUGCCUAGCACCCGCCUCAACCCAGGGCUACGUUGUGACGGAAGUGGAGCUGAGACGUGUGGUGUUUGAGGUGAAAGCGGCAUGCGCGCCGGGUUAUCAAGGCACCGCAGUGACGGCCACAUGUGAUAACCACUUGGGCGAGUAUGUCCUGGCAGGAUGCACUGCUGCGCCUAUUUGCCUCUCGCCAACGGACGUGGCUGGCUACAAGGUGACAGAGACUUCCGUAGCAAAAGCCGCUUUCAGCGUAGCCGCAGCCUGUGCAGACACGCACACAGGCACCGCGCAGGCCACUGUUUGUACAGAGUCGCUGACGUCCUACACGCUGUCUGGCUGUGAAGAGAAGAUUACCUGCGCGUCGCCUGACUCCUUGGUUGGCUAUGAUGUCACGGAGAAGAACAAGGUCGCCCAGGAGUUUGAUGUGGCGGUGCAAUGUGCUCGCGGGUAUGAGGGUACCGCUGUGGUCACCAAGUGCUCCCAGACUGGCGAGAAGUACCAGUUGAGUGGCUGCAAAUACAGCACCUCAACAUGUGUUCGACCUUCCUCAACGAAGGGCUACGUGUUGAAGGAAGUGGAGCUGAGACGUUUGGUGUUUGAGGUGAAUGCGGCAUGCGCGCCGGGUUAUCAAGGCACCGCAGUGACGGCCACGUGUGAUAGACACUUGGGCCAGUAUGUUCUGGAAGGAUGCACUGCUGCGCCUAUUUGCCUCUCGCCAACAGACGUGGCUGGCUACAAGGUGACAGAGACUUCCAUAGCGAAAGCCACAUUCAGCGUGGCUACAACCUGCGCAGACACGCACACAGGCACCGCGCAGGCCGCUGUUUGUGCAGAGUCGCUGACGGCCUACACGCUGUCUGGCUGUGAAGAGAAGAUUACCUGCGCGUCGCCCGACUCCUUGGUUGGCUACGAUGUCACGGAGAAGAACAAGGUCGCCCAGGAGUUUGAUGUGGCGGUGCAAUGUGCUCGCGGGUAUGAGGGUACCGCUGUGGUCACCAAGUGCUCCCAGACUGGCGAGAAGUACCAGUUGAGUGGCUGCAAAUACAGCACCUCAACAUGUGUUCGACCUUCCUCAACGAAGGGCUACGUGUUGAAGGAAGUGGAGCUGAGACGUUUGGUGUUUGAGGUGAAUGCGGCAUGCGCGCCGGGUUAUCAAGGCACCGCAGUGACGGCCACAUGUGAUAGACACUUGGGCCAGUAUGUCCUGGAAGGAUGCACUGCUGCGCCUAUUUGCCUGUCGCCAACGGACGUGGCUGGCUACAAGGUGACAGAGACUUCCAUAGCGAAAGCCACGUUCAGCGUGGCUACAACCUGCGCAGACACGCACACAGGCACCGCGCAGGCCGCUGUUUGUGCAGAGUCGCUGACGGCCUACACGCUGUCUGGCUGUGAAGAGAAGAUUACCUGCGCGUCGCCCGACUCCUUGGUUGGCUACGAUGUCACGGAGAAGAACAAGGUCGCCCAGGAGUUUGACGUGGCGGUGCAAUGUGCUCGCGGGUAUGAGGGUACCGCUGUGGUCACCAAGUGCUCCCAGACUGGCGAGAAGUACCAGUUGAGUGGCUGCAAAUACAGCACCUCAACAUGUGUUCCACCUUCCUCAACGAAGGGCUAUAAGCUCACCGAAGUGGAGGUGCGUCGCAUUGUCUUCGACGUAGAGGCUGCAUGUGCACCUGGCUAUACUGGCACGGCAGUUGUCACAAGAUGUGACAAGGAUCGGGGCGAGUACUCCUUGAGCGGCUGCGAAGCCUCGCAAAUCUGCGGCUCCCCCACGAGUCUGGCAGGCUACACGGUGACAGAGCUGGACCUCCGGCGGGGCACCUUCUCCGUGACCGCGGCCUGCGCCACGGGAUACAGCGGCCAGGCGACCGUCACCGCAUGUGCGGCGGGCCUCGAAGCCUACACCCUCUCGGGCUGCACGGCUCGCUGAGAUUUCUCAAGCGGAGGAACAAGUCUUGGAGCGAACAGCUGGCUUGGUUCCCUGACCCUGGGAGAUGAAACGAGCCUGAUUUGUUCAAAGGGGGAGAUAAAAACGAUACUGUUG